AUGCAGAACACCUAUGCAUCGUCGUCAGCGUUACGCAUAAUGGCGGUGUCGUUUCCGCGUUACGGCGUGCGUACCUUUUUUCGCAAUGAACGUCCUGUGGAAGUUUCAGUUUCAGCAGAUGACACGAACAGACGACAUGCUUCUCACGGCAAAUGUGACACGAACAGACGACAUGCUUGGAGUCGAGAUGAGCACUUGAAAGUACUUUCCUGGAACAGUGGACAACAAUUCGUGGACUACACACCUAGGCCAGAAGCCUCAAGGAAGGAAGCGCUAUAA
Gongylonema pulchrum is the source of this 279-nucleotide messenger RNA. NCBI's taxonomy places the organism in Eukaryota, Metazoa, Nematoda, Chromadorea, Rhabditida, Gongylonematidae. The record is from the annotation of a GenBank genome assembly.